Setaria italica (foxtail millet) is the source of this 1007-nucleotide messenger RNA. RefSeq names its product protein ALP1-like. The transcript has 2 exons. The record is from RefSeq and is a predicted model, not a curated record. NCBI's taxonomy places the organism in Eukaryota, Viridiplantae, Streptophyta, Magnoliopsida, Poales, Poaceae. The coding region runs from base 46 to 966 and encodes 306 amino acids.
CAUGACUUGUUGGUCGACACCUAUGGGUUGAGGGCAACUAGAGGAAUGACCACGAUGGAGGCUUUAGGAAUGUUCCUUUGGGUAAUUGGUGCACCACAAUCCCUUAGACAGGUUGAGGACCGGUUUGUAAGGUCCUUAGAAACAAUAAGCCGUACAUUCGAUAAUGUUUUGUCAAGUGUUCUUAAGCUAGCAGUGGAUAUUAUUAAGCCCAAGGACCCAGAAUUUAAGACCGUGCACCCAAGGUUGAGAAACCCUCGCUUUGCACCAUACUUCAACAAUUGUAUAGGAGCUAUAGAUGGGAUGCAUAUACCGGUCGUGGUGCCAAAUGAUAAGGUGGUUCAGCACACCGGGAGACAUGGAUAUACUUCACAGAAUGUGCUGGCUAUAUGUGAUUUCGACAUGAGGUUCACAUUUGCUGUGAUUGGAUGGCCUGGAUCGGUUCAUGACAUGAGAGUCUUCAGUGAUGCCUUAAACAAAUAUGGUGACAAGUUUCCGCAUCCUCCUGCAGGCAAAUUUUACCUAGUUGACUCGGGUUAUGCAAAUCGUCCGGGUUACCUUGCACCCUACAAGGGUACAAAAUAUCAUCUACCAGAGUUUAGGAGUGGCCCAAUGACAAAAGGUAUGAAAGAGACUUUUAAUUACGCCCAUUCGUCCCUUAGAAAUGUUAUCGAAAGGUCAUUUGGAGUGUUAAAGAUGAAGUGGAGGAUUUUGUUGGGUAUACCAAGUUUUCCGAUGCACAAACAAAGUAAAAUCAUAGUAGCAUGUAUGGCAAUUCAUAAUUUCAUACGAGAGAAUGAUAUGGCCGAUAGGGCCUUUGAUAUGUGCGAUCGGGAUGAAAAUUUUAUUCCUAUGCCUCAAGUGCCAAACGACGAAGGAGAUGGGACAAAUACACAAGCAGGGGAUAAAGAUUGUAAUAUGAAUGCAUUUCGGGAUGAAUUAGCUAAUGCUUUGUACAACAAAUCGUAGAUUAUUUGUAUGAUUGUAUUGUAAUGAUGUUGACAACAUUU